Gordionus sp. m RMFG-2023 is the source of this 1835-nucleotide messenger RNA. Its product is annotated as prolyl 4-hydroxylase subunit alpha-1-like. Gene Ontology annotation, biological process: peptidyl-proline hydroxylation to 4-hydroxy-L-proline. Lineage: Eukaryota; Metazoa; Nematomorpha; Gordioida; Chordodea; Parachordodidae. Gene Ontology annotation, cellular component: endoplasmic reticulum. The transcript has 15 exons. Bases 147 to 1766 code for a protein of 539 amino acids. Gene Ontology annotation, molecular function: L-ascorbic acid binding; protein binding; iron ion binding. The record is from RefSeq and is a predicted model, not a curated record.
CCCGUGGGACCACAACAAACUUACUAGCCCCGCCCUUCCCAGUUCUCUCUUGUUAAUUAAUCAUAUGUUUGUUGGAAUUACGUUUGCCCACAUAUACCAUUCAUAGAUUCGAUUCGAUUCGAUUUGUAAUGUCCUAAAAUUAAAGAAUGGAAAUUUCAAGCAAUCUUGGCUACUGUAAUGUUAAAACUGGCCUAACAUCGGUUAUAUUUUAUCAACUGGUGCUAUUCACUUUUAUAGUAAAAUCUGAGGAUAUGUUUACCUCAAUGGCAGACAUACAAAAUCUCAUCUAUUUCAAGAAAGAAUGUCUUUCCAUGCUAAAUGAAUAUAUUAGUGACGAAGAACAGCGCUUACAAAAAAUUAGAGGCUACGUGAAAGAUCAAGAAGAAAAUAUGAGAAAGGAUGAGGUCGACGUAGAAUAUUAUAUGGGCAAUCCCAUUAACGCUUUCUUACUCAUCAAAAGUCUCACAAAGGAUUGGAAGCAUUUAACAACCAUUAUGAGACAUAACACUUCCGAAAUCUACAUAAACAAAAUCGAAUCUAACGUAUUUCUCCCGGGAGAAGACGAUUUAAACGGAGCCGCUGUUGCACUUUUCAGGCUCCAGGAUAUAUACAAAGUCGACACUAAUAAAAUGGCCGGGAGUGAUAUAUCUGGCAUCAAAAACUCCCCUAAUUUAAACGCCGAGCAAUGUUUCGAAAUAGGUAGACAAUCCUAUGUUAACGAAGAUUUUUAUCACGCCCGCAUAUGGAUGGAAGAGGCCUUAAGAAAAUGGAACGAGGAACAGGAUAAAACCAUGGAAAAAGAGGAUAUUUUGGAAUAUUUAUCAUUCUCUCUUUAUAAGCAAGGUGAUGUUAUCAUGGCUUUGAAUAAAACCGAUGAACUUCUAGAUUUAAAUCCAACACAUAGCAAGGCAUUAGAAAACAAACAGUUGUACCAAAAGGAUCUCGAAGAGCUCGAAAAAUCGGGUGUAAAGAGCGAGGAAAUGGGAAAAGUCAGCCCGCGUGAUAAGUAUGUCUCACCUGAACAAAUGAACUAUCAUUCUUUGUGUAGGGGAGAUCAUCCCAAGGAUACUUUGAUUCAAAGGAAACUCAAAUGUAGGUACGUUAAUAGGCAUAAAUCUCCGGCACUCAAAGUUUCUCCCGCGAAAGAAGAGACCCUGAGUUACAAACCGUGGAUCGUUAUAUACCACGAUGUCUUAAACGAUCAGGAAGUCAAAGUGGUUAAGGAGUUGGCUAACCCAAGACUGAAACGAGCUACAAUCUUCGACUCAAAGACUCAGAAAUAUGAACGGGUUGAAUACAGGAUAAGUAAAAGCGCCUGGUUAAAAGAAAAGGACCAUCAAAUUAUAAUAGAUAUCAAUAGAAGGAUUUCUGCCAUUACCGGCUUAUCGAUGGAAACAGCAGAAGAACUUCAAGUUGCAAAUUAUGGCAUAGGCGGGCAUUAUGAUCCUCAUUGUGAUUUUACCAGGAAUGACCAAUACGAUGAUAAUGGAAAUUAUAUUAGCAAGAGAAUAGCUACUUGGAUGUUUUACAUGAGUGAUGUUGUUGCCGGUGGAGCUACUGUCUUUCCAUUGGCAGGGGUUAGAUUAUCGCCGAAGAAAGGCUCUGCCGCAUUUUGGUACAAUUUAAAAGCUUCUGGUAAAGGUGAUUUCGACACUAUACAUGCAGCAUGUCCCGUUUUAGUCGGCUCUAAAUGGGUUUCUAAUAAAUGGAUUCACGAGAUAGGCCAGGAAUUUACAAGACCUUGCAAAUUAAACGCGAACUUAUAAAGUCCAAUUUAUUUCAAUCGUAAAGAUCUAUACCACUUCUACUCAUUUUGUUAUAUAUAUUUUUUUAAA